AUGGAGGCACACACCAAGGACCACGUGGACACCAUCCUGGCCAUGAUCCGUGCGCACCGCGGCUUGCUCCAGGAAUACCUUGAUGGCUCUCUGGAUGCCCGGAAGGAUCAGCAAACCCAGGAGAAGUGCCGCAGCAAAACGAAGACCCCCAAGAAGAAGGCAGGCCCCGUGGACGCCAGCAAGUUCAACAGGCAGCAACUCCGCGCCUUUGUCUGCGUCAAAAAUCUGGCGAGGCUCGUCGACACUGCAGUGGACAGAGCGCUGGCCAUCGAGGACGCAGAGGACGACGGCGAGGCGGACCGUCUGCGACAAGAGGCGAGGGACAGCAAGGCCAAUGUGUGCCUGGGACCACCCGGGACCGGCAAGACCACCGUGGUCUUCUCUUGCAUCGACCGUGCCCUGGCCAAGGGCGGCAGGGUCUUGAUGGCGUUGCCGACCGCCCAGUUGGCCAGUCGCAUGAAGGCCCGCUACGGCCACAAGAUCGACAUCGACACCUGCCAUGCGGCGUUCGGCCUGCAUGAGUCUGCGGAGCACGGCGAGGCGUCCCUGUUGGGCAUGUACUCCCUCAUCGUCGUGGACGAGCUCUCGCAGCUGGACAUGGUCAACUUCGACAGGAUCUUGCGCUUGUGGGCAGCGGCAGAGCGCACGCCGGCCCUCGCGCUGCUGGGUGAUCGGUACCAGAUGCCCGGCAUGGGGGACAAGCGCCCGUGGCAUUCGCGCCUGUGGAACACCAUGUGCUACCGCGUGGCCCUCCACAAAAUGUACCGCUGCAAGGACAAGGUGCACGCCAAGCUGCUGGCAACCCUCAGGACCGGCAAGCCAAAUGCCAAGCUGCUCCGGCAGCUCCGUAAGAAGAUGGCGUGGCGGCCGCCGGGCCGGCCGACGGUGAAGGGACUCCAGAAGCUCCUCAAAUCCAAGCCCAACACGACCAUCCUGACGUGCACCAGGCGGGGCGCUGCUGUGGUCAACGGAACUGCCUUGAAGGCCCUCUUCCCGAAGUACCCUCCGAUUGCGACUUUGCCAGCUGACGUGGACUCCAAUCCUGAGAACUAUGUGCAAGGCAAGCUGAAGCCACCUGCAGAGCUGCAGCCCUCCACUAUGCCUGUCUACAAGGGCAUGCGGGUAUAUUUGACCCGCAACGUGCGGAAGGAUGUCGACUUCGUCAACGGCAUGGAGGCGACGGUGCUGAAGUACGACGACAAUACGGGUGGCCUCCUGGUGCGCACCACGACUGGCUUUGUGGUCAGCAUCUGGCCGUGGACCGACCCGGAAAGAGGUGGCUUGGUCUACUACCCCGUCCGGCCGGGCUACGCGUCCACUAUCAUCAAAUUCCAAGGCGCGGAGCUGCCCCAUGUUGUCGUCUACUUGGAUGCCCCGAAGGUGCCUGCUGCGGCCUACACUGCCAUCAGCAGGGUCGGCUACUACAAGGACUUCCUGCUGGCUGGCAUCUUGACACAGCAUCAUUUCACUCCAGCGAAGUGA
Molecule: messenger RNA, 1482 nt
Organism: Symbiodinium natans
Lineage: Eukaryota; Dinophyceae; Suessiales; Symbiodiniaceae
Source: the annotation of a GenBank genome assembly